Molecule: messenger RNA, 1491 nt
Organism: Ceratotherium simum simum (southern white rhinoceros)
Lineage: Eukaryota; Metazoa; Chordata; Mammalia; Perissodactyla; Rhinocerotidae
Gene: KCNK7
Product: potassium two pore domain channel subfamily K member 7
Biological process (GO): potassium ion transmembrane transport; stabilization of membrane potential
Cellular component (GO): plasma membrane
Molecular function (GO): outward rectifier potassium channel activity; potassium ion leak channel activity
Source: RefSeq, a predicted model, not a curated record
ACACCGGGAGGGAAGGGACGUGUGCCGUCUUCUUCCCUGGCGUCCUCGGGAUCUAAGCCCCUGUGGAGUGGAUGAAUGGAGUGUGUGUGACUGAGCGUGUCCUUGAAUAAGCCACUGCAGUGUGAUUUUGAGCCAGUCACCUACCUCUCUGGGCCUCGCCUUCCUCCACCCCGCCCCCACCACCCCAGCUGUGGGGAAUUGGGCAAAUAAUGUCUUGCCCCCUGAAAUUGGGAGGCGUGAUCCAGCUCACCUCCAAGCCUGAGCUGCCCCCUCUCCCUCCUGUGCACACGCACCCCAGCUUGUGUCCCAGGCUUCCCUCCCUCUUCAGCCACCCACACAGCACCUCCUCCCAGCCCCGCCCCUCCCAGGUGUCUGCAUCAGAGCAGCCAGCUCCCAGGGCACCUGAGACUCCAGGCAGCACACCAUGGGGGGUCUAAGGCCCUGGGCCCGAUAUGGGCUACUGGUUGUGGCCCACCUGCUGGCCCUGGGGCUUGGGGCUGCCAUGCUCCAGGUCCUGGAGGGGCCACCAGCACUCCGCCUCCAGGCCAAGCUCAGGGCGGAGAGGGCCACUUUCCAGGCAGAGUACGGGGCCUGCCUGCCACCUGGGGCACUGGAGGAGCUGCUGAGCACCGCCCUGGCAGCCCAGGCCCAUGGGGUCUCCAGCCUGGGCAAUGGCUCAGAGACCCGGAACUGGGAUCUGCCCUCGGCCCUGCUCUUCGCUGCCAGCAUCCUCACCACCACGGGUUAUGGCCACAUGGCCCCACUAUCGGCAGGUGGAAAGGCCUUCUGUGUGGUCUACGCAGCCCUGGGGCUGCCAGCCUCCCUAGCCCUUGUGGCCUCACUGCGCCACUGCCUGCUGCCUCUGCUCAGCCGCCCAGGGGCCUGGGUAGCCCUCCGCUGGCAGCUGGCGCCAGCCAGGGCUGUGCUGCUGCGGGCAGCUGCACUGGGCCUGCUAGUGGCUGGUACCUUUGUGCUGCUGCCAGCACUGGUGCUGUGGGACCUGCAGGGCGACUGCAGCCUGCUGGAGGCCAUCUACUUCUGCUUCAGCUCGCUCAGCACCAUUGGCCUGGGGGACCUGCUGCCUGGCCGGGGCCACGGCCUGCAUCCACUGCUUUACCACCUCUGCCAGCUUGCACUUCUCGGUUACUUGCUCCUGGGGCUCCUGGCCAUGCUGCUGGCCGUGGAGACAUUCGCGGAGCUGCCACAGGUCCGUGCCAUGGUGAAGUUCUUUGGAUCCAGUGGCCCUUUGACCGCUGAGGACCAAGGUGGCAUCCUAGACCAGGAUGAACUGGCUCUGAGCACCCUGCCACCCCCAGCUGCACCCUCAGAACAGGCCCCAGCUUGCUGACGGGUGUCAGGUGAUAGAGAUGAGCUCCUUUCAGGUGGAGCAGCCUGAGGAGGAAGCUGAGUGGUUGGGAAAGCUUCUGCGGAGGGGAGGGGAGGGGUGGAUGUGGGGACCUCAGGGAAUAAUGUGUUGAUCAAUAAAAUGGG